Molecule: messenger RNA, 2280 nt
Organism: Stylophora pistillata
Lineage: Eukaryota; Metazoa; Cnidaria; Anthozoa; Scleractinia; Pocilloporidae
Biological process (GO): mitochondrial protein catabolic process; mitophagy by internal vacuole formation
Cellular component (GO): mitochondrial outer membrane
Source: RefSeq, a predicted model, not a curated record
ACAUUUCAUGUCUUUUUUAAUGAUACAAAGACUGAAAUUAAUGCCGAAAAUAGCGAUCUGCUUGAUUUUCUCUGGGUGUUUUUCCUCGUCCCCGAUUAUGCUUAUUUACACUAAAGCGAAGUUAUCAUUACGGAGAGUUACAUGUAAUGUAAUACGUGUCACACGAUUUGAAAAUGAUUCAAUUCCAGAUCUGUUUUUAUUUACCUUAUCUACGCGUUUGCUGCACAUGGCGGAGAGGAAUGAAUUAAAACCAAUAUCUCAGCGCGGUAAAAUUAUUCCUACUGCCAGCGCACUGGAACAUUUGGGUUGCGUUCUAAUAAAAUAGCCACUUCCGGCUUCUUUCUAGGAAAACAGACAUCCGGGAGAUGCAGUCGAUACACGCUUUGGCGAUCAUUACUUGAUUCAGUAAUGGAGAGUCGUAAGCGUAGAAAAACGCUUCCUACCUCUAUUCGACCAGGUGGAAAUGAAUCCACCACACACCGAUCGGCAUCACCUUUAAAUAGGGAAGAAUGGCCCACAGCACAACUAAUUGAAGCAUCACAACAAAUCCAGUCGCGACUUGAGGAACUGGAGCAAGAAAACAAUAAUCUCAGGCAAGAAAACUACAAUCUCAGGCAACAACUGCAGAGCCUCCGCCAAAGUCAGCAAAGUGAUAGUAAUGACAACAGGAAAUUAGUAGCGGAAGUUCAAACACUUAGACAAAGGCAUGCUGCUUUGGCAGAGAAAAGAGUCAACAUGGAUCAAAGAAGGACUGAAAACACGAUGAGUGCAAACAGGCAGUCUGAGCUUGAGAAAGAAUUCAAGAAUGGUUUCAUGGAUGGAACUCGGGUUGACGCAAUAGAAUUGAUUGAGAAAAAGUUAAGGAAAACUCCAUCUCAGCAGCUGUCCGAUGAUGAUCGCUUAAAGGCGUCCAGGCUUGCAUGCUAUAUAUUUGAGUUAUCUUACGAAUGUGCGGUAAAGGCCAAAAAUAGUUUUUUUUCGGUUUACUCGUCAGUUUUGGACACUUUAGUCACUGAUGCACCUUGUAUUGGUUCAUCGGAUGCCGGCAAAUAUAAGUUUCCCGAAGUCACACCUGCGAAGAGAUCGAAAGGUGUUCCACAAGAUUGCAUAAGUGAAGUCAUGGUCCUCGUUAAAGAGGCAGCUGGAAGGGAGGACCUUAAUUUGGAAAAGCUUGUUAAGGCUGCGAAGAAAGAAUUGAAGGCAAAAUGGAAGGAACAGAAAAAGACAGGGGGAAUCCUUCCAAUCUUUGAUAAAAGCCUCAAAAAGGAACUAAAAGGUUACAUUGAGUACUGCAUACGAUUUUCGUGGAUGGCUGUUACCCAAGUCCCUCCUCUCGAAAUCGAUUACAAGACUCGAACCUUUAACCCAGUAUAUCACAGGGAAAGCCAAGCUUUUCUGUCGUCAGCUAAACAUGAUGCGUCUCAAGGGUGGGUCAACGCCCAAGAAGAGAAACGGAUCAAGUGUUACUUAUGGCCGACACUUUAUGAUUGGGAAAAAAGAGUUAUUGAGAAAGGCGAAGUCGUUUUGACAGAGCAAAUCUUCGUUGGCUCUUACGUUUGACAUGCUAUGUCUACCGACGUAAGUAUACCCACAGCUUAUUUGGAAGAAAUAGCUUGGUACACGUACAACUGGAGUAACAUUAGUUUUUCUUUUUUUCAGAAUAAGAAAGAUAGUAAAAUGAAAAAGGAAAUUUGAUAUAUUGAUUUUUGUAAGGAUCUGCCCUGGCCAUUUCGAUUUUUGACUAUUUAGACUAGUUCUGUAUAUAGCUCGUAAAUCAAACUUCAGUAAUGUGUAAACUUUCAAGUACCUCUGAAAAAUCAUGUCAUUCUCUGUUACUGUGGAAAAUGAGAACAGCGUAGACAGUGAACCAAACAGUUCUAUCGAUUUGAAAACAGCGCAGGUGUCUCGAACUCACUGACUCGCAGGACUUGUCAUGAAUGCAACCAAUUCAUUCCAAGAGUGCUACAGUGUGUAAGUCGCACCUCUCCUGAGAAAACAUCGUAAAAUGCAGCUCACUUAUCAUUUUAAAAGGAGCUUGCCUUGGAACUGAAUUGAUCGGCUAGACCAGUUGAAUCACAAAAUUCAGAAAUAUAAGCCAUUACUGUUUGUGAGUUUUUGUUUUUAUUGUCCUGUAAAUAUUCGCUAGUCUUCUACAAGUUUAUCAUGGCUGAAGUAGUUUUGUAAAUUAUUCCUCUGACCAGCAUCGUCGAUCUCUAUCAGUAUUAUCAGUAUCAGUAUUAUCAGUAUCAGUAUUAUCUAAAUAAAUAUGCCGGUUUGGCU